CCCCCGUACCUUCACUUACCCACACCUCCCCCCUCAGAGAAUGAGGAGGUCAAGGAGACCACCCUCCGGGAGCUUAAGAUGCUGCGCACCCUCAAGCAGGAGAACAUCGUGGAGCUGAAGGACGCGUUCCGCAGGAGGGGCAAGCUCUACCUGGUCUUUGAGUAUGUGGAGAAGAACAUGCUGGAGCUGCUGGAGGAGCUGCCCAAUGGUGUGGCACCCGACAAAGUGAGGACCUACAUCUAUCAGCUGACCAAAGCUAUUCACUGGUGCCACAAGAACGACAUCGUCCACAGGGAUAUUAAGCCUGAAAAUCUCCUCAUCAGCUCCACCGACAUUCUUAAGCUGUGCGAUUUUGGCUUUGCGCGCAAUCUAUCGGAGGGCGACAAUGCCAACUACUCAGAGUAUGUGGCCACCAGGUGGUACCGCUCCCCAGAGCUGUUACUGGGGUGAGUACUGUGAGUACUGU
This is a messenger RNA of Paramormyrops kingsleyae, 466 nucleotides long. The record is from RefSeq and is a predicted model, not a curated record. NCBI's taxonomy places the organism in Eukaryota, Metazoa, Chordata, Actinopteri, Osteoglossiformes, Mormyridae.